AUGAGGAGUACAUUGGAAGAGGCGAUUCUGGAAACGCGCAGUACGCCUCUCGAAAAUCGACCGCGAAUUCCCCGCAUAGCCCUAAACAAGCGGAAUCGCGCUGUCGUGAGAGCACUGAAACCAAUGCUGGUGACCUAUUUGGAUGCCAACCGGGACCUUUGCGAGACGGACUCAAUUCUUUGUGGCGCCGCGCUGGCAGUCUGCCGUACUAUAGGUGCCAAGGUUUCCACGGCUGGACGCGCUACAAGCCAAAGUAGCGCUAUCCCAGCAUGGAGAAGAAGAAUUAAGGAACGUAUCGCAAAAGCUAGAGCUCUCAUCGGUAGACUGAUAUGCUUCCGAUCAGGCAAUAACAGGCCAAGAAUUGUGCGCACCGUCGAGAUGGCGUAUGCUGAAAAACUGAAGGAGCGCAUAGAUGAUCUGAAGCAGAGAAUCGCUGCUUGGGGAAAGGGGAUUCGGCGAUAUACCGAGAGGUCGACACGGUUCAACCAGAAUCGUCUCUUCCAGAGUGAUCAGAAGAAGCUCUAUGAAUCAUUGGAGCGACCAAUGGCAAGGGAAACGGGCCCAGCACCGAAUCAGGCCGACACUGUAGCAUUCUGGCGCAGCCUGUGGUCAGAGCCCGUAAACCACAGCGAGAGCCCUUGGAUGGAAGUUGUGGUGAGUCAGUGUGUCAGUAUGACACCCAUGGACCCCGUCAUUAUAACACCAGAUGACGUAGCUGAGGCGGUCCGUAGGGCCAGAACUUCCAGUCCAGUUCGGGACUCGAUGGGCUGCAUCACUACUGGCUGA
Messenger RNA from Parnassius apollo (apollo), 786 nucleotides. Lineage: Eukaryota; Metazoa; Arthropoda; Insecta; Lepidoptera; Papilionidae. The record is from the annotation of a GenBank genome assembly.